Messenger RNA from Leptosomus discolor (cuckoo roller), 1465 nucleotides. Lineage: Eukaryota; Metazoa; Chordata; Aves; Leptosomiformes; Leptosomidae. The record is from RefSeq and is a predicted model, not a curated record.
AACUUUAACCUGAAGGUUACUCUUCCUGGUUUGAAAGAAGACACACAGAUCUUUAAAAUAAGAUUGCAGCCUGGCCCUCCUCGUCAACUGAAAGUAAAACCGGAUUCUGAAAUUCUAAAGAUUGAAAAUGGUACAGCUUUCCCCUUUCAGGUUGAAGUACUGGAUGAAUCGGGAAAUAUAACAGCACAGCCAAAGUUGAUCGUUCAUUGUAAGUUUUUAGGUGCUUCAAACCUUCCUGUGUAUUCUGUGGACUGCAGCAAUGCAGGAACAAACAUUUUAACUGGUCCAGUUAUACAUGUACAGAAUAUCAAGAAAGACCAGAUACUGAAAGCAAGGAUAGAAAUUCUUAGUUGUAAAGAUGUGCCAGCAGUGGAAAAGAUUAUUAAACUUCUUCCUAGCAGUCAUGUUGCAAGACUGCAGGUCUUAAGUAUGGAUGGACAAAAAGCUCUUCAAAUUAAACAUCAGGAUGAAAUUCAUUGGGUUGCUGGCGGUGUCAUGCACAACCUUAUAUUUCAGAUGUAUGAUGAAGGAGAAAGGGAGAUACACAUAACUCCAGCUAUGGCAGAAAAAAUCAAGGUUAACUGGACGCCUAAAAUUAACAGAGAACAGUUGAUUCAGGGAUUAUUACCCGAUGUAAAGGUACCAACAUCAGUAAAAGACGUGCGUUACUGUCUGAUUACUUACCUUGAUGACCACGUGUCUUUGGAGAGUGCGUUCACAGUCAGACCACUUCCUGAUGAGCCCAAGCACAUUAAAUGUAAAUUAAAGGGACCAAGCACGCUGCAGAUGGGUGAAGAACUACAAGGCGAAAUCGAUGUAAUGAUUACGGAUCAACAUGGAAACCAGGUUCAGACGGUGACAUCUGCGUGUGUAAAUUCCCUAGGAGUGUCUGGGCCUGGACUUGAUAAAUCAAAUUUGAAAAUAACUUGGCAGGAAAGUACUCAAACAAUGACAGUAAAAGGCAUUCGGUUUAAACCUUGUUUGCUUGGAAGCAAAGAAUUGUGCUUCGCUUGGCGUGAAUUUUCUGACUUUCUCAGAGUAAAUUUAACUGCAGGAUCCCCUGCAAAAUUGCAGUUUGUGGAUUGGCCAGAGUUAGAAACGCCUGUUGCAGUGAUUAAUGGUAGAGAAUUGCAGAAGCCCCUUAUUGUUCAGCUGUGUGAUCAGUGGGGAAAUCCGUCUCCUGAGCCUAAUGUCAAAAUCAGCCUUACAAAGAGUAACAGCUUAAAGAUUGUUCCUUCAAACCAGCAACAUAAAACAGAUGAAAAUGGUAGGGCUAACCUGGGAGUUAUUAGUAUUCAUGCACCUAGGGGAGAGCACACUUUACAGCUUAAAGCCUCAUACAACAAGACCACAUUAGAUUGUCCCAUAAUCAUAUUAAAUGUCCUGCCUGAUCCUGAGAAACCUGUCUACUUGAAUGUUAAAUAUGACAAAAAUGCUUCUUUUCCAGCAGGAGGUACCUUCCCUG